ACUAUUCCCCCUUACGACGCUGGGUGGGGAUAUUGCCCACGGACCUGCAGGUUCCGCAGCUCACCCCGAGUUUGCAGGCACAGGGAGACAAAAAAAAGAAAAGCCGUAGGAGCUACUCGGGAAGAGCUGCUCGGCUCGGAGCUGCGGUGCUCGGAGGUUUUCAAUCCCACAAACCCGGGAUUCCUGACAAACACCUCUCUGCCUCGGACGCUACUUAGAAAUGCUAGGAAUCAGGGAGGACGGUGGAUGGCUUUUCUGGAGAGUAAUGGCGUGCGGGAUACGGAACAGAGACAGCAAGAGGCAAGUGAUCUUGUUUUUUCUGUGCGUUUGCGUGUCUCAGAGCGCGGCCGAAACCCUCCGCUAUUCUCUGUCGGAGGAAAUGGAGAAAGACUCCUUUGUCGCCAAUAUUGCAAAGGACCUGGGGGUUUCUCCGAGCCAGCUCAUGGCUCGCAACGCCCGGGUUGUGUCGGAGGGGAACGAGCAGCUUUUCCUCCUUAAUCAAAACACCGGAGUCCUGACUGCAAAGGAAUCUCUGGACCGAGAGGAGAUCUGUCCGCAGAGGGACAUCUGCACGCUUGUCUUUAAGAUAUUCCUUGAAAAUCCGCUGCAGCUGAUCCGAGGGGAGGUGGAGAUUCGUGACGUGAACGACAACUCCCCCGUGUUCCCCGAGAAGGAGAUGGUUUUAGAGAUUCUGGAAACGGCAUCCCCUGGGUCCCGUUUCCCUCUGGAAAGCGCCCAAGACCAGGACGUGGGCAGUAACGGUUUGCAGAACUACAGCCUUGGAUCAAAUUUACAUUUUUCCCUCGCUCUGGAAACAGGGACAAAUGGAAUGAAAUAUGCUGAGCUCGUCCUACAGCAGCAGCUGGACCGCGAAGAGCAGCGAGAGAUGAAUUUACUUAUCACUGCCAUCGACGGGGGUUCGCCACCCAGGUCAGGGACUGCUCAGGUCCGGAUCGUGGUGGUGGAUGCCAAUGACAACACCCCGGUAUUCACUCGGGAGGUCUACGAGGUGCGCGUGGCCGAGAACAGCCCUCCGGAGCAGCUGGUGGUCAGAGUGACGGCCGCUGAUCCCGACGAAGGGUCCUACGGAAAAGUGCGGUACGCCUUCACUCAGACACCGGAGCGGUCCCGGCAGCUCUUUGAGCUGAACCCCGCCACAGGGGAGAUAAGGGUGGCGGGCAACCUGGAUUUCGAGGAAGCGAAAACCCACGAGAUGGUGGUAAAAGCCACUGACGGUGGGGGGCUGUCGGCGCAUUGCAAAGUGCAGGUGGAAAUCCUGGACAUGAAUGACAACGCUCCGGAGAUUGCGCUCACCUCCCUCACAGCCUCCAUCGCUGAGGCCGCUCCACCCCGCACCGUGGUGGCCCUGUUCAGUGUGCAGGACCGGGACUCCGGGAACAACGGCAGGACAGAGUGUUCGAUCGACGGGGACUUGCCCUUCAGUCUCACCCCAACUUUUGAUAAUUACUACGAACUGAGAACAAACGCGGCCCUGGACAGGGAGAGGACAGCGGAAUACAACAUCACCAUCACAGCCACGGACUGGGGCACGACGCGGCUCAGCUCCAGGGAAAACCUCUUUGUACAGAUAUUGGACGUGAACGACAAUUCCCCAGAGUUCACCCAGGAGGUUUACACCAUGUGGGUCACGGAGAACAACAGCCCCAUGCUCCGGAUAGGCAGCGUGAACGCCACGGACGCCGACGCUGGAAGCAACGCCCGCAUAAACUACGCGCUGUUGCGGCAGGAAGGCAAGGACGAGCCCGUCGUGUCGGUCAACUCUGAAAAUGGAGAUAUUUAUGUCCUCCGCCCGAUGGACUACGAGGAGGUGCGCGCCUUCGAGGUGGCUGUACGAGCUACCGACGGCGGCUCGCCGCCGCUCAGCGCCCAGACGGUGCUGCGAGUAGUAGUGCGGGAUGAGAACGAUAACGCACCCGUCGUGCUGCACCCAGCUCCCGAGAGCAGUGCAGCGACGGGUGAGCUGGUGCCGCGCUGGGCUCGGGCGGGCUACCUGGUGGCCAAGGUGGUGGCGGUGGACGCGGACGCAGGGCAGAACGCGUGGCUGUCGUACGAGCUGGCAAAGGCGACGGAGCCGGGGCUGUUCCGCGUGGGACUGCACAGCGGCGAGGUGCGCACGGUGCGGGCCGUGUCGGAGAGGGACGCGUCCCGGCAGAGGCUGGUCGUCCUGGUGCGGGACCAGGGAAAGCCGCCGCGCUCCGCCACGGCCACCCUCGGCAUUGCCCUCGUGGACGGCUUCUCCGACGCCCAUCUGCGAGUGAGCGAGGAGGUACCAGCCUCUGAGCCCGACGGGCCGCUGACUCUAUACCUCAUUGCCUCCCUGGUCUGCGUGUCGGCGCUGUUCCUGGCCACCGCGGCGGCCGCCGUGGCCGUGAAGGUGCGGCGGGCCAGGCAGAGUGAGGCAGAGUCCUUGCCCACGUUUCCGAAGGCUGCCACAGAUAGCAACGCGGGAUCCCUGCCCCGCAGCUACCUGUACGACGUCUGCUUCGCCACGGGGACCGUCAACAGCGAGUUUCGGUUCCUAAGACCCCUCUUACCCUGCUUCCCCGCCGGGCUGCCCGCCGGCCAGGGCGAACAGCGGAGCUCGGUGUGCUCGCAAGACGCGGCUAUCACCGGAGAGGGAGGGAACUGGUCUGCACAGGGCAGAGCUCCUCUCCCCGAAGAUGUGGGUCCCAGCCCCGCAGAAGCAGCCUACACUGCGAACAGGGGGAUGGAGCUAAAUGUCAGUUCUGAUCAAAACCCUUGGCUCACCCAGUAUCGACACAGGAACGAACGGGAAAAAGUCAUCCCACCGAACACCGUGGCCUUUGUCAGUGUGCGGGACGGGACCAGCACUGAGGAAAAACGAGCCGGCAGGACGCCGAGGCGAGAAACAAUGCCCCUGGCCAAGCCAACGGACUUACCGCUGUACCGCGAUGGGCUGCACAGUGGCGAGGUGCUCACGGCGCGGGCCGUGGCGAGGACGGACGUGUCCCGGCAAUGGCUGGCUGUGCUGGUGCGAGAGCAGGGACAAACGCCGCUUUCCACCACCACUACAUUAGGCAUAACGUUUAUUGACAGCUUUUCCGACACGUCCUUCAAGCUGUCUCUUGCUUCUGCGGGGCAGAAGCGCAGCUGCCCAGUCCCCGAGGAGGACCCAGUCAGGCCAGCCGGACUCUCACAGAGGAAGGGCGCAAGCCCACCGUUCCGACGCGCUGCUGCCGGGUGCCGCUUGCUGCGGACGACAGCACGGGCCAUCCCCGACACGGAGGCUGUCCACCGCCUCGCCAUGGCCACCGCAAGGCAAGUGCUCUGUCUCUGUGCUUUCCUCUUCCUGCCGCACGCUCGCCCCGAGCCCAUCCGCUACUCCGUAGCCGAGGAGAGCGAGAGCGGCUCCGUGGUAGCCAACGUAGCGGAGGACACGGGGCUGACCACGGCGCAGCUCUCGGCUCGCCGCGCCCGGCUGCUCUCGGAGGACGGCCGGCAGCACUUUCGCUUAGACCCGGCCACCGGCCGCCUCGUCGUGGCCGAAAGGCUGGACCGCGAGGAGCUGUGCGGCCAGUCCGCUACCUGCACGCUGCCCUUCGAGCUCCUGCUGGCAAACCCCGUGCAGUUCUUUCGGGUGGAGGUGGCCGUGGAGGACAUCAAUGACCACGCGCCCGUUUUCCCGAAGGAACUUGUCACCAUUAAAAUCCCAGAAAUGAGCAACCCUGGCUCUCGUUUCCCCCUGCAGGGGGCUCGGGACCUGGAUGUUGGCAGCAACAGCAUCCAGGCUUAUAGCAUCUCUCCUGACAAUGACUACUUUAGUGUCGCUUUUGGGAGUCAGUCUGAGGAUGCUAAGUAUAUUGAACUGGUCCUGGAAAAGCCACUCGACAGAGAGGAGCAGGCAGAGAUGGAUUUCAGUCUCAUUGCCAUAGAUGGGGGCUCUCCACCUAGGAGUGGGACCACCCAAAUCCACAUUGUCAUUCUAGAUGUAAAUGACAAUGCUCCCACAUUCACACAGAAGGUUUUCAUCGCACAGGUUUUGGAAAAUGCCCCGGAGGGUUCUUUUGUUCUCAGAGUAGAGGCAACAGAUCGUGAUACGGGAGUUAAUGGGGACAUCUCCUAUCAGAUCAGCCAAGCAGGAGACCAGAGCCACUCAGCAUUCGAGAUUGACUCCAGGAGUGGUGAAAUUAAACUCACAAAGCCUCUGGACUUUGAGACAGCAGAAAAUCAUAAACUCAGUGUUCAGGCCACAGAUGGUGGGGGCCUCUCUGCAAUCUGUAGAGUGUUGGUGGAAGUGGUGGAUGUGAAUGACAAUGCACCCGAGCUGGUGGUCAGUUCCUUCACUAGCCCUAUCCCUGAGGACACAUUGCCUGGGACAGUCGUUGCCCUGUUUACUGUCAGGGACCGAGAUGCUGGUUCCAAUGGGAAGAUCUCCUGUGCCCUUGAGGACCAGCUGUCAUUCUCCCUGCGGCCAGCCUAUAAAAAUUACUUUGAGCUUGUUACUGUGAGUGCACUGGAUAGGGAGGAGAGGGCAGAGUACAUCCUGACUGUCACAGCAGCAGACGCAGGAUCACCUCCUCUCACAACCACCCAGACCUUCACAGUGGACAUCUCUGACAUGAAUGACAAUGCCCCUGUGUUCAACCAGACAUCUUAUACUAUGUACGUACGUGAGAAUAAUGUUCCCACAGUGCUUGUUGGGACUGUCAGUGCUGUAGAUGCUGACAUGGGGUCUAAUGCCAAGGUGACCUAUUCUCUGAUCCCAGCCCACCCUACAGAGCAGCCUCCCUGCUCCUGCAUCUCUGUGAACUCUGAGAAUGGGGAUGUGUUUGUGCUGCGAUCCCUGGACUAUGAGCAAGUGAAGCAGAUCAAGGUCAUGGUGCGUGCUUCUGAUGCGGGGUCACCUCCUCUCAGUGCCAGUGUCGCUGUCUACAUUUCUGUGGUGGAUGAGAACGACAAUGCUCCACUGGUGCUGUACCCCUCACAGGACAGUAACCAUGCAUCCAGUGAGCUGGUGCCCAUUUCAGCUGAGGCAGGCUACCUCAUCACUAAAGUGGUGGCCGUUGAUGCUGACUCAGGGCAGAACUCAUGGCUCUCAUACCACCUGCUGAGGGCCUCUGAUCCUGGACUGUUUGUGGUGGGUGCCCAAAGUGGGGAAGUGCGACUGAGGAGAUUGGUGACAGAGAGAGAUGCUGUGAAGCAGAAGCUCGUCAUACUGGUGCGAGACAAUGGUCGACCGCCACUGUCAGCCACGGCAGCAAUGAGUGCACUGCUUCUCAAUGACUUCUCUGACGUGCGCCUAUCACACAGCAGCCUGGCCACAGAAGAGGAUGAGGGCAGCUCCCUGACAGUGUACUUAAUAAUUUCCUUGGUCUUCAUCUCACUCCUCUUCCUCGUGUCCACAGCAGCCUUCGUCAUUCGCAAGGUGUGCAAGAGAAAGGAGCUGAAGGAUGGGCAUGUGCUUUACGGUGCCAGCAAUUUACAGAGUGGCCUACCUGAGGCAGCUGCUUCAGGGACACUGCCCCAUGCCUAUUGCUAUGAGAUCAGCCUCACGACAGGCUCGGGCAACAGUGAGUUCAAGUUCCUGAAGCCCAUCCUCCCCAGCCUGCCACCACAGCUUCUUGCCACAGGUGGGGGUACCAACAGUGAGCAAGAUUUCCCAUGUGGCACUCUCACUGCAGAGGAUGUGGCAUGAAACAACCCUCAGAUGCUCUCUGCAGAGCAAUUCAAUAGUCUUUCCAUUAACUAGCAUGGUGUUGGCAGAGACAGAGGUUUCGCGUCUCAUGACAGGAAGGGGUUCCAGCUCAGACAUGUGGCAAUGGUGCCUCCAGAGUUAAUCUGUGUUUGCAAUUGUCAUCAUUGAUUUCUCUCAAAGAAUAUGUGAGAAAAUAUGUUCACUUCUUCUACAACAAUACUAAGAAAACCUAAG
Neopsephotus bourkii (Bourke's parrot) is the source of this 5911-nucleotide messenger RNA. RefSeq lists its product as uncharacterized. Gene Ontology annotation, cellular component: plasma membrane. Lineage: Eukaryota; Metazoa; Chordata; Aves; Psittaciformes; Psittacidae. Bases 221 to 5677 code for a protein of 1818 amino acids. The transcript has 6 exons. Gene Ontology annotation, biological process: homophilic cell-cell adhesion. The record is from RefSeq and is a predicted model, not a curated record. Gene Ontology annotation, molecular function: calcium ion binding.